Molecule: messenger RNA, 315 nt
Organism: Alternaria atra
Lineage: Eukaryota; Fungi; Ascomycota; Dothideomycetes; Pleosporales; Pleosporaceae
Exons: 2
Coding region: 1-315 (104 amino acids)
Source: RefSeq, a predicted model, not a curated record
AUGCGUUUCUCAGUCGCCGUCUCCGCUCUUUUCGUCCUCAUGGGCUCGUUCGUCAACGCCGACCUUCACAAGGAGGGUCUCUGUAUUGACAAAAUCGGCGGCCAGUACGUGUAUAACGCCGACGCAACAAAGAAGGCAUGCGAUGCAUACCUACAGCGAAACACUGGAGACAAGCAAUGGGACAAGUGCCCUGACUGCAAAAUGACGGAAGUGGGCAAGCUGAACCUCUGUCAGUCGCUAGAAAACCACAUCGGUGGUGAUGAGUUGAACUACUACUGCACACAAAACGGUGCGAGCGACUCAUUGGCAUCUUAG